AUGGUUCAUUCUAAAGAUAGUUAUCACAGUACACUUAAUUUCCUGUCAAUGAAUGCAAGCUAUUCAUGUUUCACUUCAGAAAGCAUCCUAGAUUGCAGAGUUGAUUGUGCAUGUAAAAAUCAAAACUGUGGUCCAAUUGGUUACUUUCUAGAAGGUAAUUGUUAUGAUGGCUGCAUUGAUGGAUAUAGAGGUGCUCGGUGCACUCAGAAAUGUACUUACAAUUGUACAAACUGUGAGUAUGACAAACACACAUGCAAUGCAUGCUUUAAUGGCUAUUUCCCUGGCCCUUAUAGUGACUGUACAGCAAAAUGUUUACCAGGUUGUAAAUCUUGCACGUCAAACACUACAUGCACUACAUGUACGGACGGAUAUUAUAACGCGUAUGGUUCCAUGGACUGCCGGUAUCUUUAUUGUCCACAGAAUUGCGAAUGCCAACAAAAUCAGUGUGUGUCGUGUAAAUCUGGUUACUAUGAUACCAGUACGUUAUGUAGCGGUAUAUGUCAAGGUAAUUGUAUGAAUUGUUCAUCACGGGAUAUUUGUGAUGAAUGUAGAGAUGGUUAUUUCAACGGGCAUCGGUUUGACAACAGUAACCUUCCUCUUUUUACAAAUUGUACGCUUGGAUGCCAUGAUCAUUGUAAACGAUGCUCAUUAUAUAAAACAUGCUUGCAAUGCGAAACUGGGCGAUAUGGAUCAACUUGCCAAAAGGAAUGUUCCAAUGGAUGUGAAACAAGUGAAUGCCUGAUAGACUCCGGAAAUUGUAAAUGUUCUCCUAAUUUUUCGGGAGAUAAAUGUGAUCAAUGUCAGAUUGGAAAACAUGGAAACUUUUGUAAAAUGCAAUGUCCGCCCAACUGUGUUAAUUCCUGUGAUAUCGAAACAGGAACCUGUGACUCCUGCAAAAAUAACUUUUACGGUUUAUUUUGUAACUUGUCCUGCAGCAGCAUCUGUAUUGACAACGUCUGUAAUCAAAAUAACGGCAAAUGCACGAGGGGUUGCAAUGGAACAACUGAUGAUCCUGUUUGUCCUCUACGGUCAGAUUCCCCGAAGGAGACAGAACCUGUUACAGCUGCAGUACUAGGAUCUAUUCUAGCAGUUUCAGUUGUUGUUAACAUUGUAUUUGUCGGCCGUUUACUCCUAAAACAGAUACGUACAUCUCGCAGGAAAGCUAUGAUACCUGAAACAGGAAAGGCAUUUUAUGAAAAUACUGGAAAAAGUGGAAAUGCGAUAGAAAUGGCAGGUAAUACUGAGACAAAUGGAAACGGAGGCACAGUCACUGAAAAGGCUUCUCUAAGUGUGUGCAUUUCAAAGAAAAGUGAAUACGAGGGUAUUCGCUACGUGCAAGAAUCCGAGCAUGAGUAUGGACACAUUUCACCUGCUGCUACAACAACUAACAUAUACAAUAGAAAUAUUACAUUUUCACAGAUUAAUCCAGUACGUUCAAACGACUGUAUAGAAGCUGUGAUGCAUGAUAUAUUGUUGAUAUGGGUGUGUAAAUGGUUAAUUGUCAACAAUUCACAAGCAGCAGAAGACAGAGACAUAGAUUGCACAGUUAAUUGUGCAUGCUGUAUAAAUGAAAAGUGUGGUCCAAACAAUUACUACCCAGAAGGUACUUGUUAUGAUGGCUGCAUUGAUGGGUAUAGAGGUGUUCGGUGCUAUCUAAAAUGUCCUUACAAUUGUACAAAAUGUGAGCAAAAAGAGGAAACGACGUGCAUUGAAUGUUUUAAUGGCUAUUUUCCUGGCCCUAGUAGUGAUUGUACAGCAAAAUGUCAACCGGGUUGUGAAACAUGUUCGUCAAACACUGGAUGCACUAAAUGUAAGGACGAAUAUUAUAACGCCAAUGAUUCCACUGACUGCCGGUAUCGUUAUUGUCCACAAAAUUGCGAAUGCCAACAAAGUCACUGUGUGUCGUGUAAAGCAGGUUACUAUGAUGCCAGUACGUCAUGUAGCGGAAUGUGUCCAGAAUCCUGUGACAUUGAAACAGGAACCUGUGACUCUUGCAAAAAUAACUUUUACGGUUUAUUUUGUAACUUGUCCUGCAGCAGCCAUUGUAUUGACAACGUUUGUAACCAAGGGAACGGCAAAUGCACGAGGGGUUGCAAUGGAACAACUGAUGAUCCUGUAUGUCCUCUACGUUCAGAUGAAAGUCCGCCGGAUCCAGUGAACAUUACAGGUCCUGUUGUAGGGGGUAUUGUCGGUCUAGUAGUUGCUACAGUUGUUGUCAUUGCAGCUGUUUGGUUUUACAGGCGAAGGGUGUCAAACAAAGAGACAGGCAUUCCAGGAAAUGCAGCAUUAGGUGAAUCUGCAAAAAAUGAAGAACACACAUAUGGAAACAUUACUGGGAAGGAAACUAAAAAGACACGUUCAGUGACCGAUGCCUCAGCUGUAGUGGACAUCGAUGACGAGCAAAUAAACGAGCAAGAUGAUGAUUUAGCAGCCAAAACUGACAAGACGUAUUACAACAUGGAACAAAAUAACCACAGAGUGAACGUGGACAAUCUACUUACGUAUGUUACUAAGGAACACGUUGAUGCAUUUGAAAACGAAUUCAAGAAACUAAAUAGCGGUUUAGAUUUAACAGAGAAUUGCAGAUUUGCUAGAAGGCCCGAAAAUAUAGCAUUGAACAGGUAUAAUGGGAUAUACCCCUAUGACCAUUCUAGAGUGACUAUCCCUGGGCAACCGACUUUUUUCAUCAAUGCUUGUUACAUCGAUGGUUACAACAGAAGGAAAGCUUAUAUCGCCUCUUUAGGCCCUACUGCAAAGACUACAGAUACUUUCUCGACAUUCUGGCUUAUGGUUUGGAAUGAGAAAUCUGAUAUCAUUGUGAUGCUGACUAAUCUCCGCGAAGCAACGGGCAUGAAGUGUGAGAAGUACUGGCCAGAAACGGAAGCGGAAGAGUUGUAUGGACAAGUUAAUGUGAAAUGUUUGAGUAUAGAAAAAUAUGCUGAAUACACAGUCAGAACUUUCACAGUUUCAAAGGGCAAAGAAGAGAGAAACGUGCUGCAGCUACAUUACACGGCAUGGCCUGAUAAAGGUGUACCGCUAGAGGUUACAAGUCUUGUAGAAUUCCGACAAAGGGUGAAGGCAGUCCCGGUCACCUUAGGUGGACCGGUUAUAGUCCAUUGCAGUGCUGGCGUAGGUAGAACUGGGACUUAUAUUGCUUUAGACCAGCUUACAGAGGAAGGCAAGUGUGAAGGAUCUGUUGAUGUAUUCAACUGUGUGAACAGAAUGAGGGAGCAAAGGGUCAAUAUGGUCCAGACAGCUGAGCAGUAUACAUUUCUUCACAAAUCGCUGGUACACUCACUUUCUUUCGGUUGCGAGGCACUGACAGCUGAGCAGAUACAAAGAAUUAUGUACGAGACAGAUGACAGGAUGUUCACAAAGAUUUAUCAGACUUUACGACAGGAAGUUGACAUCGAGAGCAAAGACGACAUCGAAGCACGUGCAGAAAAUAAAAAGAAAUAUAAGGAUAAGAACCGACGGCAUUCUGAUAUACCUGUUGACGGCAGUCGAGUACGUUUGUACCUUUCUAGGAAAGAUGGACAGCAUGACUACAUCAACGCCGUCUUCAUAAAUAGUUUCAAAAUCAAGAACCUGUUUAUUGCUGCUCAGUCCCCACUUCCACGGACUACUGAAGACUUUCUCAGUAUGAUUUAUCAACAAAACAGUACAUGUGUUGUUGCAUUGGAGGAGCCACACUAUAAAAGCAAUGACGUUGGAAAAUAUCUUCCUGCUGAUAAUGAGACUUACACAUUUGGACAUUCUGUUGUUACAAGCUCAAAGUGUGAGACGAAAUCACAGUAUGUCUUGAAGAAAUUGUCCAUUCAACACGAAUUGAAGGGCGAGGAGAAAACAGUUUAUCACUUCCAAUACAACAACUGGGGAAAUUCGGAGAAGGUCCCAGACAGCGCGGAAGAAUUUGUCCACUUCAUAAAAGAAAUAGAAAAAUACAUAGGCCAACAAACUGAAGAUACGCCUCAUUUAGUAGUCCACUGCUUAAACGGCUACGAAAGAACUGGGCUAUUUUGUGUCGUGUACAAAUUGCUAGAGAAACUGGAGGCAGAGCGACAAGUCAGUGUUGUAAACACUGUGAGGAAAAUCAGAACGCAUCGAAAACAGUCUAUUACAUCUGUGGAACAACUCAAGUUUUGCUACCAGUGUGUUGCUGCCUAUAUGGAAAUAUACAACACCUACACAAACUUUGCUACAUGAGAAAUUAUACAGCUCUUGCAUAGGAUUUUUCAGAAAGAUUUAAACAAGAAACACUGAGUAGUAAAUUAACAAUAAACACUUGUGACACUUUAUCAAUUAUUGUCUAAUUACUUAUUUCUAAAUUAUGCUGUACAUAAUUAUUUGCUUACUACUGGUUUUAAUCAUCAUCAUCAUCAUCAUAAUCAACAUCUUCAGUAAUUUCCUCACUCUACAGUAGUGUAUACCGUAUACCAUUUCUCUGUUUUGUACAUGUUUUGCACAGGAAACGUUUUUUCCUAAAAAUGAAAUGAUUUUGCUUUCAGUUUAAUUAUUUAACAUUGAAUGUGUAUAUCAAAUACAUCAUUGAAAUCAUUAUGCAUUGAAAGUUGAGUUAAUGAAAGUGAAAGGAGAACCCGUGUAACUGACCUAUUUCUUGAAAGGUUGAAAAUACUACUUAACCACACAACUAACUAGAAUGUUUAAGAAAGAUAAGCAAAAUAAAUUUUGAUAAAUAAUAAAUAAAAUAAAAGUUAACAAUAUGUUAAGGCAGUAGAAUGAGAUAAUUCCGUUCAGUUGCGAAUUUAUUUGAAGACUACCAAGAUAUAAAACACAAUUAUUCAAACAGGAAAACAAUACAGGUUAAGAACCUUUUGCUUACUCUUAUUCGAGGUGAUAAUAUGUGUGUUAUGAAUUUUACCAACGUCUUGUUUUACGUACUGUGUAGCCGUCGUUAAAUGUCGUCCUGUACAUUUUUUUAUUAUUUCUGGUGUUUUAGGGGUUAUUGAGUCCAUUCAAUGAACAGUAUCUACAUACCGGGGUUGGAGGCGUAAUAGGUAUUGCACAUUUCAUUUUCAAGAACAGGCUCAAUCAAAUAGUGUCUGAUUUUACUUUGACGUGUUAUCUCCUUUUUCCCCAGACUAUAUAUUAUUAUUAUCAAAUAUGUCCAUAAAACAAAGAGUUUGCAAAACUAGACUUCAAACAAAACUCGUCUGAAAAUGUAUCAUAAGAUUGUGUGGUUUGUAAAACGCAUGGUAUUGUAAUUUUCAAUAUUAUUUAUUUAUUAGGCAUUGAUAUUAUCACGCAUUAAGGAUAUUAUUAUGCAAUGCAUUGUAAACCUUCUCCGCACAUUAACUUCAGUUGCAUAUAGAUUUUUUUUGAUG
This is a messenger RNA of Mercenaria mercenaria, 5345 nucleotides long. RefSeq names its product receptor-type tyrosine-protein phosphatase kappa-like. Gene Ontology annotation, molecular function: protein tyrosine phosphatase activity. The transcript has 28 exons. The record is from RefSeq and is a predicted model, not a curated record. The coding region runs from base 1 to 4206 and encodes 1401 amino acids. Gene Ontology annotation, biological process: protein dephosphorylation. Lineage: Eukaryota; Metazoa; Mollusca; Bivalvia; Venerida; Veneridae.